Molecule: messenger RNA, 439 nt
Organism: Plasmodium reichenowi
Lineage: Eukaryota; Apicomplexa; Aconoidasida; Haemosporida; Plasmodiidae
Product: transmembrane emp24 domain-containing protein, putative
Exons: 3
Biological process (GO): endoplasmic reticulum to Golgi vesicle-mediated transport; Golgi organization; intracellular protein transport
Cellular component (GO): Golgi apparatus; endoplasmic reticulum; endoplasmic reticulum-Golgi intermediate compartment
Source: RefSeq, a predicted model, not a curated record
AGAUCAACAGGGAAAAGUAUUAUAUUCUCAUGAUACAUCCAAAAUAAGGAAAGGAAAGGUAUCAUAUUUAUCUACUAAGGAUGGGUUAUAUCAUAUUUGUAUUUCAUGUCCUUCAACCAACUGGUUUAAAAGUACAGCAAUAAAAUGGAGCUUGUCAAUUGAAGUUGGAGGUUCGGAUAUUGAUCCUGAAAAUUUGGCAAAAAAAUCAGAACUUAGUGAAACCUUAACAAUAUUAAAUAAUUUGAAGAAAAAAUUUAAUUCGAUGAAAUUACAACAAAUAUAUCAGAAACAGAUGGCGUCCAAUUUAUAUGAAUACAAUAAAUCUGUUCAUAAUAAAAUGUUUUAUUGUUACAUUGUCGAAAUAAUCAUAUUAGUAGUAAUAACAGUUUACUCUAUUAUUCACUUGAAGAAUUAUUUCAAGGCCCACAAAUUAAUGUAA